AUGGCCACCGUCCACCACCUCUGCACACUACUCUCCGCCGUCUUACUACUCCUAUCUCUAACCCUAACCUCCGACGCCUGCCCGCCGUCCGACCGGGCCGCCCUCCUGGCCUUCCGGGCAGCCCUCCACGAGCCCUACCUCGGCAUCUUCGACUCCUGGAAGGGGCCCGACUGCUGCAACCGCUGGUACGGCGUCAGCUGCGACCAGGAAACCCGCCGCGUCGCCGACAUCAACCUCCGCGGCGAGUCCGAGGACCCCAUCUUCCAGAAGGCCCGCCGCACCGGCUACAUGACCGGCACCAUCUCCCCCGCCGUCUGCCACCUCGACCGCCUCUCCAGCCUCACCGUCGCCGACUGGAAGGGCAUCUCCGGCCCCAUCCCCCCCUGCGUCCCCUCCUCUCUCCCCUUCCUCCGGAUCCUCGACCUUGUCGGGAACCGGCUCACCGGCCCCAUCCCGGCUGACAUCGGCCGGCUCGGCCGGCUCAGCGUACUCAACCUGGCGGACAACCAGAUCUCCGGCGUAAUCCCACGGUCGAUCACCGGCCUCUCGUCGCUGAUGCAUCUCGACCUCCGGGGAAACCGGAUCUCCGGCGGGAUCCCAAGAGAUUUCGGGAAGCUGAGGAUGAUGAGCCGGGCCCUGCUCAGCAAAAACCGGCUGACCGGCCCAAUCCCCGAGUCGGUCUCCUACAUCUACCGAUUAUCCGAUCUGGACCUCUCGCUGAACCGGCUCUCCGGCCCGAUCCCGGCCUCGCUGGGGAAAAUGGCGGUGCUCGCGACCCUGAAUCUCGACGGGAAUCUAUUCUCCGGCCAGAUCCCGUCGUUGCUGAUUAGCUCCAGCAUCAGCAUACUGAAUCUAAGCCGGAACGCGAUUGAGGGCUACAUCCCGGAUGCGUUCGGGCCGAGGUCGUAUUUCACUGUGAUUGAUCUGUCGCACAAUAAAUUGAGGGGGAGAAUUCCGGUGUCAGCGUCGUCGGCGUCAUACAUCGGCCACCUUGACGUCAGCCAUAACCACCUCUGCGGGCCAAUUCCGGCGGGCGCGCCGUUUAACCGCCUGGAAGCGUCAUCGUUUGAGUACAAUGACUGUCUAUGCGGAAAGCCGCUUAAAGCUUGUUAG
This is a messenger RNA of Striga hermonthica, 1113 nucleotides long. The record is from the annotation of a GenBank genome assembly. Lineage: Eukaryota; Viridiplantae; Streptophyta; Magnoliopsida; Lamiales; Orobanchaceae.